AUGGAAGCCAAGGGAGCAAGACGGCAACACAGCUCUAUUAUAGUUCCAUCUGUUCAAGAGAUGGUGGAGGAGAAGAUGAUCACGACGGUUCCUCCCAGGUAUGUUCGGUCUGAUCUAGCCAAAGCUGAGAUGGCUGAUGACUCCGCUCUAGAAACCGAGAUCCCAGUCAUCGACAUGAAUCUUUUGUCUUCUUCAACCUCCAUGGAUUCUGAGAUUAAGAAGCUCGACUUUGCUUGCAAAGAAUGGGGAUUUUUCCAGCUUGUAAACCAUGGUUUGGACUCGGGCUUCUUAGAUAAAUUCAAGUCGGAGAUUCAAGAUUUGUUCAACCUUCCCAUGGAAGAGAAGAAGAGGCUUUGGCAACAGCCAGGAGAUAUAGAAGGGUUUGGACAGGCUUUUGUGGUUUCAGAAGAGCAAAAACUCGACUGGGCAGACACGUUCUUCCUCACAUUGCAACCUGAAACAUUACGCAAGCCUCACGUGUUCCCCAAGUUACCUCUCCCCCUAAGAGAUACACUAGAGACGUAUUCGGCUCAAGUGAGGAGAAUAACUAAGAUCUUAUUAGCGAAAAUGGCGACUGCUCUAAAGAUCAAUCCCGAGGAAAUGGAAAAGUUGUUUGAUGAUGAGUUAGUGCAAAGAUUGAGGAUGAAUUACUACCCGCCUUGUCCACAGCCCGACCAAGUAGUCGGUCUGACUCCGCAUUCCGAUUCUACGGGACUCACCAUCCUUUUGCAGGUUAAUGAAGUCGAAGGUCUCCAGAUCAAGAAAGAUGGCAACUGGGUUUCUGUCAAACCUCUCCCCAAUGCUUUCGUUGUCAAUGUUGGAGACAUGAUAGAGAUCAUAACGAAUGGAACAUACCGAAGCAUAGAGCAUCGCGGUGUUGUGAACUCAGAGAAAGAGAGGCUUUCUGUUGCAACAUUCCACAAUGUGGGAUAUGGUAAAGAAUUUGGUCCGCUGAGAAGUCUCGUGGAAAGGCAAAAGGCUGCGUUUUUCAGAAGCAUGACCACCGAUGAGUAUUUCGAAGGCUUGUUCUCCCGUGAGCUCGGUGGAAAAUCUUACCUCGAUGUUAUGAGAAUCUAA
Molecule: messenger RNA, 1077 nt
Organism: Microthlaspi erraticum
Lineage: Eukaryota; Viridiplantae; Streptophyta; Magnoliopsida; Brassicales; Brassicaceae
Source: the annotation of a GenBank genome assembly